Messenger RNA from Lodderomyces theae, 1293 nucleotides. RefSeq names its product ornithine-oxo-acid transaminase (gene CAR2). Gene Ontology annotation, cellular component: cytoplasm. The coding region runs from base 1 to 1293 and encodes 430 amino acids. Lineage: Eukaryota; Fungi; Ascomycota; Pichiomycetes; Serinales; Debaryomycetaceae. The record is from RefSeq and is a predicted model, not a curated record. The transcript has a single exon. Gene Ontology annotation, molecular function: pyridoxal phosphate binding; identical protein binding; L-ornithine transaminase activity.
AUGUCUUCCACCCCAGAUUUCAAUGUUUCCUCAAAACAAGCUCAAGAUUACGAAUCUCAAUAUUCAGCUCACAACUAUCACCCAUUACCAGUAGUGUUCUACAAAGCAUCUGGCGCUCACGUUUGGGAUCCUGAAGGAAAAGAAUACUUGGACUUCCUUUCAGCUUACUCUGCCGUCAACCAGGGCCAUUGCCACCCCAAAAUCGUUGAAGCAUUGGUUGAUCAAGCAUCGAAAUUGACCUUGUGCUCAAGAGCAUUUUCAUCAGAUGUGUUUGGUGUAUAUGCCAAGUACAUUACUGAAUACUUCAACUACGAGAUGGUUUUACCCAUGAAUACUGGUGCUGAAGCGGUUGAGACUGGGUUAAAAUUGGCUAGGAGAUGGGGGUACGUGAAGAAGGGAAUUCCUGAAAAUGAAGCCAUUAUAUUAUCAGCCACAAAUAAUUUCCAUGGUAGAACAUUGGGGGUCAUUUCAAUGUCUACUGAUCCUGACGCUACAACCAAUUUCGGUCCUAGUUUGCCCAAUGUCGGACCACAAAUCCCUGGUGAACCAAAGGGUACAUUGUUGAGAUUUGGAGUCAUUGAAGAUGUUGAAAAGGCCUUUGCUAAUGCUGGUGACAAGAUUGCUGCUAUUUUGUUGGAACCUAUCCAAGGUGAGGCUGGUAUUGUUGUGCCACCAGCUGAUUAUUUGCCCCGUGUGCAAGAAUUGUGUAAAAAGCACAAUGUCUUGUUGAUUUGUGACGAAAUUCAAACUGGUGUCGCCAGAACCGGUAAGAUGUUGUGCUACGAACAUUCACAAGGUGUCAAGCCUGAUAUCAUUCUCUUGGGAAAAGCCAUUUCUGGUGGUGUUUUACCAGUAUCGGCAGUCUUAUCAUCGAAGGACAUUAUGUUGACUUUGGAACCGGGUUCCCAUGGAUCUACCUAUGGUGGUAACCCAUUGGCAUGCAGAGUGGCAAUUGCUGCUUUACAAGUUGUCAAGGAUGAAAAUUUGGUUGAAAGGUCACAAGAGUUGGGUGACUUGUUGAAACUGGAAUUGAUUAAACUUCAACAAGAAAGCAACGGAAUUAUAAGCGAGGUUAGAGGUAAAGGAUUGUUGUCAGCCAUUGUCAUUGAUGACUCUAAAACUAAUGGUAAAACCGCUUGGGAUUUGUGUUUGUUGAUGAAGGAUCAUGGUGUAUUGGCUAAACCAACUCACGAUAACAUCAUUAGAUUAGCUCCACCAUUGAUUAUUAGUGAAGAAGAUUUAUUGAAAGGAGUUGACUCAAUCAGAAAGUCAUUACAACAAUUGAGUAAAUAA